Messenger RNA from Zeugodacus cucurbitae (melon fly), 21292 nucleotides. It is a transcript of the gene SK, whose product is annotated as small conductance calcium-activated potassium channel protein. The record is from RefSeq and is a predicted model, not a curated record. The transcript has 13 exons. Gene Ontology annotation, biological process: potassium ion transmembrane transport. Lineage: Eukaryota; Metazoa; Arthropoda; Insecta; Diptera; Tephritidae. The coding region runs from base 13197 to 14978 and encodes 593 amino acids. Gene Ontology annotation, molecular function: small conductance calcium-activated potassium channel activity; calmodulin binding. Gene Ontology annotation, cellular component: plasma membrane; neuron projection; neuronal cell body.
AUAUAUAUGUAUAUAUGCGAACCUACAUUUUUCCUCGUUUCGUGUCGUUUUAUUUAUACUUGAUUUCAGUUUCUUUUGAUUACAUAGUCGCGGUAAAUAUCAUUAAUAACAGGACGUUAAAAUUAUUAAAUACCAAACUAAUAAAUUAUGUAAAAUUAGGAUUAUAUUUUCAAUUUGAUACGAUAAAAAGUUUUUAAGUCCUAUAACGAACUGUUAAGUCGAUUGAUAAUACCAAUAAAAAGUGUUAUUUACGUCGAUCCAAUUUAAUACCCUAAUUAGAGGAAAAAUAAUUCCAAUGCAAUUUCUUUGCAAUGUCAUGACAUCAACGUACAUAUCAUAUAGGUUUCUACUAUGUACAUGUGUAUAUUUACUAUGUACUUAACUUAUUAUAUGCAAUCAUAGUUAUUAACCUGUGAGCAAUAGCUAUACAUAUAGUAAAUAUGGAUUUUAUGUUAAUGUUAUCACAUCAAUAAAACAUUUUCAAAUCUCAUCUCAAUUUCUUCUCUCAAGCUUUCACAAUUAAAUACAAAUAAUGUCCAGAUUCAGAAUACAAAUGCAGACAAAUUUUAUGAUGAGUUCUUUCUUUAAAAUAUACAUAUAUUUUUUCCGAAAUAUGUUUCAAAUAUAACUAGCUAUUAGCUAUCUAUAGUCUGUUCUUACAUGAUAGAUUGUGUUCGUGACAGAUAUUUGGAGAGAGCUGACAGUACUUUUUUUAGAUUUUUAUUGAAAGUUUUUAUUUAAAAUAAAUUUAUCAUUUACAUUUUUCGGUCCUUGAUUAACUUACAUUCUAAUUUAAUUGAUAUAUUUGACUGGAUAAUCCAUAGUCUGUACUUGAAUUUUUAAAUAUACUAAAAUAGGCAAGUAAACGGCAAAUUGUCUUAAAAAUGUAAUGAUAGAUUACAGAAAUCGGAAACCCGCGUUGACAACAUAACUUCAAGCUGUAUCAUCAGAAGUGAAAAUUAAAAUAGGUGUUUAGUUAACACUUAAAACUAGAACUUUGACGAAGGAAAAAAUGUAAUUUAUAGAUUUUUGGGACAGGUUUUUACGCAAAAAUCGCGUAAUUUUUUAGUUGUAAAUCUUCGACCGAGUUCCUGUAAAUUGUAUCUUAAAGACAUGUCUCAAAUUUAAACAAGGACGGUCCAGUUGAACUGGAGAAAUUAUUUAAUAUACAGUUAUGAGGAAAAACAUUAAUAUUCGAAUAAUGCCUUACUUUGGAAAGUUUUCUUUACAUUUAUAUUAUUCGCCUAUUUAGUUUAUACUUUUUAGGAUACAAACCGAAACUGUGUUAGUAGUCUUCUCUGACGAAACUAUGAUGCGAGUCAGUGGGCAGCGUGUUAACCAUGUACAUAUGUAUGUGUAUGUAUGUGCUUCGGCUACCACCGGUCAAGUGUGGUUUGGCAUUAUUACGUUUAUUACUAUUUAUAGGCACAGUAUGGCCACUUAAUACAAUAAAUAUCCAGGUGCACUGCCAAUGUUAAUAUUAACAACUGGCGUCCAAGCGUAGUUCUUCAUCAAUAAUUUAUUCAAAGCAAUAAAGCGACAGACGUACCAAAUAAAGCGAAAUGGUUCUAAGGCACAACAAACAAAACAAUAAAGAGUAGAAAGUAGAAAGUUACAUCCUCUUUUCAUGAGCUCAUAAUGAUAAAAUCAAACGUUAGUUGAUAGUUCAAGGUGGAACCAUUAGGUGGCACAGUUGAUAUUGAUUAUUAUAAAAGAUAGUCUAAGCUAUAUAUUUUAAUUCUGCCAAAAUGAAAAAAAAAACACAAAUGAUAAUAGUUGCAUAUUGCACAUAUUUCGCCAUCAUCUGCGAUUGAUGUGAUGUCAUGUAUUCAUACAUUUCUGUAUAUGUUCGUUUCCUCAUAAUUGCAGUGAAGAAAUAAGUCUCCUGAAAAAUAGCGCUAUUUAAUAUAAACGAAGUAUCUAAACACCUGUUCCAAAGUUCCACUUAAAUAUUUACUUAAAUACAAGACGAUUUUCAUACAAACCUUGAAUUUGCAACUGACUAUUAGGAACACACGAUCUCUAUUGUUCGCCACUUUCAAUACACAUUCAAAUGUAUAUAUGUACAAGUGCACCAAUAUAUUACAUAUCUAGCAGUCACAAAAAUAGCAGUGCUCUUUUAAGCAUGGCAUAAACUAUUGGGUGCAAUUCAAUUUUAAAGUAACUUGUUUUCCGUUUCUGCAAUAAUGAUUAACUAUAAUAACACAAUAAUUAAACUAAUAUUUAGUGAAGUGGGCUUUGUUCUGGAAAUCUGUAGCGUAUCUUCGCGACACUGUAUCCAUUCGCUCUACAUUCUAUAAAAAGUUUUUAUUAGUGGGUAUUUUUCUAAAAAUAUAUCACUUGAGAUCUCCCACUCAUUUCUGGUGAAGAUCAAGCCGGUACAUUGGGCUAUCUUUUCUGUAUUGUUAUCUCAGGUGUAACCGAACAUUAAAUACUCUCGUAAUUUAUUUAUUUAAUUAUAUUAAUAUUAUUAACUAUUUGACUCACAUAUUUUGCAUAUGUAUGGUUUAAAGUCCAUUGAAACUUUGAAAACCCUAAUAUUAGACAUAUGGGAGCUAGGGGAAGUUAUGACCCGAUUUCACUCAUUUUGGCACCGAGAUAUAUUAUUAUAAGAAAAUGAUUCCCCCCGAAUUUCUUUAAAAUAAAUGAGAGAUUUACCUAUAUUUUCGGUAAAAAAUUAAUCAAAAGCACUGAUGUUCUCAUGUUCGAUAUAUGGGGCAUUGUGAACUUAUGGUCCGAUUUCGACGAAGGCGAUGCCACACCUUAAAUACAAGUUGUGCAAAGUUCUGUUCCGAUAUCUUUACUAAUGCAUACUUUACAUGUUGUAAAGUAAACGAUGGUAUAUGCAAAGUAGGCGUGGUUGUGAGCCGAAUUAGCCCAUUUUCAAAACAUAUCAUUGGAAUGUCAGGAAAAUGUUAUGAGUUUCAUUGAAAUUGAUAGAGUAGUUUCUGAGAAAUGGUUUUUCUCCCAUAAGUGGGCGGAGCCAUGUCCAUUUAAAACUCUGUAUAUCAAUUUGAGUGAAGCUCUUCUGAACCAUAUUUAUAAUGAAAUUUAACGUUUCAGUGUUUUUCGUUACUCAAUUAAAGCAUUUUUAGUAGCUUUCAACAUAAUAUUUGUGGGCGUGGUUAUAAUCCGAUUUAUUCAAAUUUUUGGACUUCAUAACGAAGUGGGUGAAAGAAAUUGCUCCAAAAAGUGUGGUUUAUAUAGCUUUAGUAGUUUACGAGAUAUGUACAAAACACUUAUUAGGGGGCGGGGCCACGCCCACUUUCCCAAAAAAACUACAUCCCUUUCUAGUUCGAUCUCUUGUACCAAAAUUUACUUUUAUAACAUUCUUUAAAGCUUAGUUAUGGCAAUUUACAUGUUUUCGCCAUUUUGUGGGCUUUUGAGAAAUUUCUUCCUGUGUUUAUUCUAUUCUAUUAUUUUGAUAUUUGAGGUGGUCCAUACCAGAGAUCUGCAUUGAGUAAUAAUGAAAUUAGUGCACUAACUCAUGAGCCAAACAAAUUGGUACCAAUACUAACAUCAAAAAUGACAAAGACUCGUUUCCACCAAACCAAAAAAAAAACUCAUAGUAUUUCUACACUUAUAUGUGCCGUCAAUUUAUGACUCAAAUGAGUUUAUAGUAACAAUUUGAUUUUACUCACUUAUUCAUUGGUAACGAUGAAAAUAAACUUGAAUGAGUUCGCUACACUGAUCGGCAUGAGUGGAAUUGUGACUUCGUAGCUGAGCACGAAAGUAAAGAUAUCCAGUACUUUGUCACAUUACAUUUUUCAUUAUUUCAUUGAACAUGCAUUUUCGUGUGUCUUUAUUAAUUUUCAAUAUAUUACUAUUAAAAGAAAUAUAUUAGAACCUAAACGUAUUAACUUUACUGUCAUAAAAUAACUUAAAACAUGAAGAAAUACCAGAAAAAAGCUGGGCUUAGAUUUUUUUACAAAAUGGAAAAUGAGCGUGGCAUCGCCCACUUAUGGGUCAAAAACCAUAUCUCAGGAACUAAUCGACCGAUUCGAAUGAAAUUUGAUGGAAUCGGUUCACAACCACGACAACUUCCCAUAUAACUCAAUUUUGAAUUCCAUCUCAUUCCUUCGCUUUAUAAUAUAUACAUUAGGAACCAAUGAAGAUUACACAAAUACUGAAUAUGAUCUGUGGCAUCACUUGUGCAAAAAUUAUCGAAAUCGGACUAUAACUUUUGUCCCGGAUAUCGAAUAUGAAGAACUCAGUGUCUUAUGGUAGUUUUACAUAGAAAACAUCGGUAAAUCUCGCAGAUAUCCCAAUCUAAUUCAGAGGAUAUCUGUUUCUUCUAAUAGUGGGCCUCUGUACCAGAAAGGGUUAAAAUCUCCUAGUUCCCAUAUAGCUAAUUAUAGGAUUUUCAAAAAUGGGCUUAAUAGCUUAUAAAUCGGUUAACCCCUUGACGUAUUUCCACAUGCCUGGCUCGUGGUACAAUUUCUGUGCCUAAAUUGAUAAUCCCGAGUCUGACUCGUGAUGUGUAGAAGUGUACAUUUGAUGAAAUGAGAAUUGAAAUUUUCCGGUUAUUUCCGUGCACAACAUCUAAUCUAAAGUAAAUUGUUUUAUUACAUGCAUUCUCAUUUCGUUUCGUUUUGCUACUGUUCGUAAGCAUCAAAACAGGUUUGUUUAGUGCAAGUUUUAUGCGAACAGUUGGAAGGGAAUUUCGUUGCGCUAAUUGGUACGUCAAGGGAUUAAUAUGUGAAAUUAGGUGAACCUAUAAUGUAUGUUGGUGAUGAAAAUGAGUAAAAUCGGUUUAAGAAUUACCUAAACUAUCCUAUAUAUGAUGAUUUUCGUUUUUCAAUUGGACUUUAUGCCGAAUAUAUGGGUCAAAUUGUAUGUUAUCUUAAUAAAAAUAUAGGAAUAAAUUGCGAGAGUAUAAAAUGUUCGGUUGCCUUUCCUUACUUGUUAUAUUUAUUAAUUUUAACAAUACCCAAAAUUUACCUUCUUUCGACAUCACAAUUAACUAAUUAAUAAAUUGUUAUUUAAAUGCUUUCUUACGGAAGCAUCGCCAAACCAUUAUUACAAAUUAUGACAUUGAUUUUCGGAAGUUUAAAUUUCCCUUAAGUAAUGUUAUCACUUAAUUAUAUUGAUAUACUUUUCGUUGUUUGUGAGAUACAUAUAUGUAUGUAUAUUAAAGCUUUGUUUGACUUAUUUAUAGUAUUUUAUAGUUUUUCCGCUUAACUGCCAAUUGUGGACGUGUUGUAUUCUUGACAGACGGCAGCGUUAAUCCCGAUUAACUCAGCACUUAAUCAGAUUCAAAUUUGUAGGUGACAGACGGCAGCAAAGCGAGUUUGAAACUCUCAUAAACAAACAAUAAAAUUUUAUAGAAAGCAAAUAUUACGGUUAUUAGCCGCACAAUUAGUACAAAAUUACUAAUUAUUAAAAGCAUACACAUAAAUACGUUAUUAUUAGAACUUCCACAACGGAAAAAUUUAGUUAUUUCAUUGCAAGCAUAUGUUUUUGUUUAUAUUUAAUUGAAAAACAGCUGUCCGUGCGGCUAGUAUAUCAAAAACGGCCGUUUUUAACAAUGUUGCCAACGAAAAUGUCACUAGCCAGGGAGUUAUCAAACGGAGUUAACUGGGAUAACUCCCGAAAUAAUCCGGAUUAACGCCGCUGUUUGUCAGGGGUAUUAUGGGUUUGGUUUUUCGCAUUUUUCAAUUUUAUCAUAGGGCAAAGUACUUGGUAUCCUGUUUCAAUCAAGUUUUACUCAAGUUAAACCUGAGACAGACAUGUAGUACAUAUUGUAGUAUUCUUCAGAAACCAUAUGUGUAUCACCGGUUUUCCGAAUUUUGUUUGAAAGCAAAUGGUGUUCCGUGCUACAAUAGAAUUCUAGAAACCAUUGAAAUUUUGUGGUGUUGUGAAAAAUAAAUAGGAAUCAAAAACCAAAAUUUGAAAAAAUGAUGUGAAAAAUAUGUACAUAAUAUGUAUGUAAUCUAUACCAAUAUUAUACAGCUGAAGAGUUAGUUUGUUUUUCUGAACGCGCUAAUCUCCGAAACUACUGGUUUGAAUUGAAUAAUUCUUUUUGUGUUGGAUAGUCCAUUUAUCGAGGAAGGCUAUAGGCUCUAUAGCAUCACCAAUAGGAACGAAGAAACAGUGGUAAAUGUGUAAAAAAACGGGGGAAAUUAUUAAUCUUUGGGUGCUUCCGUUCCUUGCGCUGCGAAAGCGGUUCAAGGUACACAAAAGUUAUGUAUGAAAGAAUUAUUUCUCUUUAAAUGAUCUAAAAAAGUCCGUGAGCACCGUUUUUGUGAUAACUAAUUUGGUCGAAAUUAUUUGUUAGAGUUGUAUUAACAUAAUAAUAUUAAUAUUUAUCCAAAUAAAUGUGUUGUUGGUUAAGACUAUUUAAUUCUGAAUAAAAUUGUCUUUGACGACAACUUAAAAGAUAAUAUUACAAAUAAAUAACUCCGAAACAAAAUCAACUCGCAUUCUGCGCUGCGCUGGCCGGCGGGCGAGAAGCGGUGUUUGCGGGCGCGCCGGAGGGUGGUGUAGCUCUACGAGAUACCAUGACGCGCGGCUCACUCGCGCGGUCGGCUCCUUACUGAACGGUCGAACGCAGCGCUAAUUUGUUUUUGCGAUAUAUUAUCAUCGUAAUAAUACUUUUAAAACACAUUUUCAUUUUGUAGUUGUUUUCUAUAUAGUAGAUAUUUUUUUGUUUUAGUAUCUUACUUUGUUUCAAAUAGUUUCGCAGUAAUUAAUUCUUUUUUUGUUUUCAUGUAGAUUAUUAAUUAAAUAAGUAGGUUAGUUUACCUUAUUUUCGUUUUACGGUAAUUCUUUUGACAUAAUAUUCAGUUUACGUAAAUACCAAGUGCAGGUAAAAAUAAUAUGAGAUAAGUGCAAUUCUCUAGAAGCACUUGACAGAACAAUGAAAGAUCUGUGGAAUAAUAAUCGUCGCUUUGGUUGCGCAAUGAUACCGUUAACAGGAUAUUUUCGACAAAUACUUCCUGUUAUUCCAAAAUCAACAGCGGCGGAUGAAUUGAAUGCAUGUCUCAAGUCAUCGUAUUUGUGGCGGUACGUGAAAACCACACGAUUGACCAUGAAUAUGCGAGAGUUCCUGCAAUAGGAUAGCACCGCAGAAGAACUGUUAAAAGUUGGGAAUGGGCAAAUUCCGGUUGAUUUUUCAAUGGUUUGAUAUCAAUUCCACCUGCCAAUUGUCAAUUAACUUCAACGAAAGAUGAACUCAUCACGAAUGUAUAUCUGAAUACAUUGGCCAAAAUUAUAAGUAACUACGAUUGGUUGAGCACACGCGCAAUUUUAGCUGCCAAAAAUACGGAUGUCGAUGACUUAAACUAUACGAUUCAAAGUCAAAUUCCGGAAGAUUUGUGUUGACACAAAUCUAUCGAUUGUGAUGAAAUUGAAGACAAAGCCGUGAAUUAUCCAGAAGAAUUUCUUUGGAUUUGUCUGGCAUGGCACCGCAUCAUUUGCGUCUCAAAGUUGGAUCUGACAUUAUUAUGGUUCACAAUCUUCAUGCGCCGAAACUGAGUAAUUGAACCUGACUGAUUGUGACGCAGCUAUCGAAUAAUGUGGUAGAUGGAAGAAUUUUGCAAGGGACUUACAAGGGCGCAGAGUGUUUGUUUUCACGAAUCCUUUUGAGUUCCAAAGAUUCGCCAUUUCAGUUCAAACCUAUUCAGUUUCCAGUGAGACUUACAUAUGCGAUCAACAGGUCACAAAUACAGUCACUGGAAAUGUGUGGUAAAUCUGGAAAUGCCAUGUUUUUCACACGGCGAGCUAUACGUGGAGUGUUCACGAGUUGGAAAACCAUCUUCUCUGUACAUUUACGCCCCGGAGCAGAAAACAAAGAAUGUUGUAUAUCAAACUGCGUUACGUGAAACAUAUGUAGAAAAAUCGCAAAUAAAUCGCAAAAUGACACUUCUCAACAACACUCUUUACUUUUCAAAACAAAUGCUUUCACGCAGGGCAACGACUGCGGGAUCAGUUAGUAUGUAAUAAUUAUAAUGGACAAUAAUAUUUUAAGAUUGCUUGAAGUUAUAACUAAGUCAGAAUCAAUUUUCCUGCCUGUUAUUCAUAAUUAUAUUUUGCUUGAAUUUAUUUGUAUCAGCUGAUGGAUGCAAACAUAAUACAAUACUACAUGUCUAUCACCAUGCUGGCAUAUUGUUUCUUGAGCUUUUAUUGUAGUACACAUCGUUGUAUAGAAACCAUAUGUCUGUCUUCGGCAUAGACAGACAGUCAUUCGAAAUUAAAUUCAUCUUGAUAUAUAUAACUAUAAAUGUAUCUCGAUAAGUUUUACCAAAGAAUUAUUAUAUGUGCAACACGUUUCGAGACUCUUUCGAUUUGCUUAUUCAGAAUUGGUUAGUUAGUAAAUUCAUAUACUUUUACACUCAAACGAAAUAUAAUACAGUAGUUUUCCGAAAUAAAGAACACAUUAAUUGUCAGGACUGUUCGUUACAUCGAAUUUUUGUUAAUUCGUGUACUCACUUAGAGGUAUGUUUUUCAAUAAUGAGUUAAAUAUCCGUUAAUUGCAGUUUAAUAUAUAGUUUUAAUAAAAUAUUUGUUAAAAAAUGAAAAACCAUAACAAAAAAAUUAAAAUCCAAUAAAUUCUUCCAAAGCACAUUUCUUUUGAAUUUUUUCAAGUUUUAUUUUUAAUUUUGGUUUGAAGCAACAACCGCGCCGUUUGUUCUGCGUUUUCCAGACUAGAUAAAGAAGCGAAGCGUAUGGGUCUGGUGGUGAAUGAGGACAAGACGAAAUAUCUCCUGUCAUCAAACAAACAGUCAGCGCACUCGCGUCUUGGCUCCCACGUCACUGUUGACAGUCAUAACUUUGAAGUUGUAGAUAAUUUCGUUUAUCUGGGAACCAGCAUUAACAACACCAACAAUGUCAGCCUUGAAAUCCAACGCAGAAUCACUCUUGCCAACAGGUGCUACUUUGGACUGAGUAGGCAAUUGAAAAGUAAAGUCCUCUCUCGACGAACCAAAAUCAAACUCUAUAAGUCGCUCAUUAUUCCCGUCCUGAUGUAUGGCGCUGAAGCGUGGACGAUGACAACAUCCGAUGAGACGACUCUUGGGGUUUUCGAGAGAAAGGUUUUGCGCAAGAUUUAUGGUCCUCUAAACAUUGGCAACGGCGAAUACCGCAGACGAUGGAACGAUGAGCUGUACGAUUUAUACGACGACAUUGACAUAGUUCAGCGAAUAAAAAGACAGCGGCUACGCUGGCUAGGUCAUGUUGUACGGAUGGAAGAAAACACUCCAGCUCUGAAAGUAUUCGAUGCAGUACCCGCUGGAGGAAGCCGCGGAAGAGGACGACCUCCACUCCGGUGGAAAGACCAAGUGCAAAGUGACCUGGCUUCACUUGGUGUUUCCAGUUGGCGCCAAAAAGCAAAAAGGAGGAAUGAGUGGCGCGCUCUGGUGGAUUCGGCUAUAAUCGCUUAAAGCGGUUCCUACGCCAAAUAUAUAUAUAUAUAUAUAAUGUAACAAAUUUGCUUGUUGGUUAUAAACGGUUUUCUUAAAACGAAUAUUCGUUAUUUCGGAAAACUACUGUAAUUGUAAAUGCAUAUAUGCCAUAAUUCUUAUCAUUUUUGUAUGUGCAGAACUUUAAUGAACGGCUUAAGGGGUUAUAUACAGUUAGACGGCCGAAAAAAAGUGAAUUUUCCAGAAUUUUUUCUGAGAAAACUUUUUAAUUUAUUGAUCCAAAAAUUUAUUGGUAUCUUUUAACUGUAUUUUAAGACUUAUUACUAGUAAAAAUAUUUAUUUGAAAAAGAGCUACAGCUGAUCACCAGGAGCUCCACUCAAAAAAGACGUUUUGCGGUGGCCACUACAUCUCGGAACUGGAUCAUCCGAAAUUAAAAAACCAAACAGAUUUCGUUAAAAUAAUGUUAAAUCUAGUAAUUAAUCGAAGGAUUAAGCAAAAUACAAUUUUUUGACAAAAUGGCGGUUUCUCAAAAAAAAAAAUCGAUUUUUCACCGAAGUUUCGGCCUUAAAUUGUUUAUAAAAAAAAAUAUUUAUCGAAGAGAAAAAAUCUUCGAUUAAUUACUAAAAAAUAUAUUUAAGAAGGUCGUGUUAAAAUUUGAGACUAAUCGGUCUAGCCGUUUUCGAGUAAUGUUGGUCACCGACUUUGAAAACACCAUUUUGAAAAACGCGUUUAAAGUUUGGACCUUGUACUUCCAAGCACUCUGAAACGCCUUUUCAAAUUUUUCAUUUGCUUGUAACUUUGAAAAUAUUCACCGGAACGAUAUGAAAUUUUCUGUGUGUAUUCUUAAAUAUAUGUACAUUAAGAAAAUGAAAUAAAAAAAAUCGAUUUUUUGAAAAUUCUAACUGUAUAUAACCCCUUAAGCUAUAGUGAUAAAAUGCCGAGAAAACCUGGGGACAAAUUCAGAUAGGGCACAGGAAAAUAUACAUUUUUACAAUAAGCUCAUACUGCAAUAUUAUUUUCGCAUUAAAAACGUAUUUGUAUCUCAAAGUGCUAUUUCAUCCGAUUUUAGCGAUAUCCCAAUUAUUUGAUACCUAUGUAGUGAUAAAAGAAAUUUGUAUUUUAAAAUAGGCCUCACCGAAUAUCUACCACCAACGAAUACUUGGUUCGUCUGGCUCACAGCCCGUACAACAUAUAGCAAUCCAUUUUUUGAUUUCCGCAUAUAGUUUUUUUAAUACAAAAUAUUCUUUCAUUAACAAACGAAAUUCCUUUUUAUUACGUUUUUUUUAAGAAUAUAAAAUAUUGCAUUACUAAUUAACAUGAGGAUGCAAUUAUUGUGGCUAUGCUCUGCCCCUUUUUAUAUUGCACUAUUUCAGUAAGUUUUUAAAGUAAUGUAUGCUCAUAGAUAAUGGUUUUUUAAACGGAAGAAUUUUCAUGGCUUGUUCAAAGAAUUGUGAUAACGCUGCAAGAAAUUUGCUAAGUUUAUCAUAUUUUACGGCAGUUAGCAGUGAAAAGAAUUCUGGCCCAAGAUCAAUUCAUCACACUUCUAGGUUAAUGUAAGAAAUUGCCAAAUAAAGAAAGCAAUUAUUUGAAUCGAUAUCGUUGGUUUGUUGCGUUCGCAACUUUGUUCAAUAUGAAUAUAAAGAAAUCGCUUGAGAUUAAAUGUUUUUUGUGUCCCCUAGGGUACUUAAAGCGAAUACAAAUAAGCAUAUCUACAUGUACACAAACAUAUGAUUUACUGAAGCGUACUCAAUAGAUAAGCUUUGUCGGCAUGCUUUUGGAACCUAAAAUGAUUGAUGAUUGUUACGAAAAAUUUAUAAUUAUAGUGGAUGGAUAUAAAUGCAUGAGUAUGAAGGCAGGUGCUACUGUUAGAAAUCGAAUAAAAUCAAAAACCAGUAAGGAAGGGUAAAGUUCGAGUGUAACCGAAUAUUUUAUACUCUCGCAAUUUAUUUAUUUAUUUUUAUUAAGAUAACACAUAUUUUGACCCACAUAUUCGGAACAAAGUCCACUAGAAAACAAAAAUUUUUGUAUAUAUUAUAUGAAGACUGGGGUAAUUCAUGAACCGAUUUCAAAAAUUUUUGAUACCAAGAUAUAUUAUAUCCAAGAUUUUACGCUCACUUAAUUUUGAUAAGAUAUCUCACAUAUUAACCGAUAUAUACAGUAUAAAGUCCACAGGAAGUUUGAAAAUCCGGAUAUGAGGUAUAUGGGGGCUCGACUUAAAACUGCAUUACCGGGAAAGUAGACGUGGUUUUGCACCGAAUCCGCCCAUUUUCAAACUAUAGCAUUGGUAUGCAAAGCAAAUAUUAUGAACCGACUUCUGUUGAAAUUGGUCGAAUAAUUUCUAAAAUAUGGUUUUUGAUCCAUAAGUCGGAGGAGCCACGCCCAUUUAAAAUUUUGUAUUAAGAUUUGAAUGUAGCCCUCUGUAUAAUCUUUACCAUGACAUUUAAAGUUUCUGGUGCUUUUUAUUACGGAAUUAAAGCAUUUUUAGUAGUUUCCAAUAUAACUUUUGUAUGAGAGGUAGACGUGCUUAUAAUCCAAUUUACUCCAUUUAGAUUAUAUAAAGAAUUGCUCAAAAGAAAUUACUCUAGAAAGUUUGGUUGAAUAGCUUUAGUAGUGAAAUAUGAAAAAAAACUUAAUAGAGGCCGGGCCACGACCAAUUUCCUCAAAAAUUCACUAAUAUGUGCCCCUACUAGUGCGAUCCUUUAUUCCAAAUUUUACUUUUAUUUAUGGCUUAGUUAUGGCACUUACUCUCUUAGCAACUUUCUUGCGAGAGUAUAAUAAUUGUUAAAAUUCAUAGGCGCGACAGUUAUACAUAUAUGCAGGUAAUAUUAUAUAAAGGGUGAUCCAUUUCGAAGUGCCCUACUUUUUUAAAGAAAGAAACAAGGAAAAUUCAAAUUUAAUGGGGAAUGAUUAUUAUUAUUCGAAAGAAAACUCUUUGGCAUUUAUUUUUUAAAGACUUGAGUUCAAUUUUCGAUGACACGUUCGAACAUUUCGACUAUUAACUGGCAAAUGACAUGCGUGAUGUCUUGCUUCAAAGCCUGAGUCGAAGCGGGAUUGUCCGCAUAGACUUCAUAAUUUACAUAUGCUCGCAGGAAAAAGUCUAACGGUGUGAUAUCACAUGAUCUUGUUGGCCAAUCGAACUAUCCAAAACGUGAAAUUAUCUGCUUACCGACGUGUUCUCUCAAUAAAUGCAUUGAAACCAAACACCAGCCUCUAACUUAGAUAUACAGUAAUCCCCGCUUAAGUACCCCUUAUUAACAUGCAAGUCUUUUGAGACACUUAAGCGGUAAAGGCACUUAAAUGAAUCCCGCUCGUGGUACUUACCAGCAUUUUCCCUUUCCCCAUUUCACUGUAUUAUGAAAAUAGUGACGGAAUGUGAUUCAUAAAUCGUUACAAAAUUUCAAAACCACUUCUUUCAAUAUAUAUGAGAGAUAUGCACAACAAAAUGUGUAUUGUAUUAAGAAAGAGACCAUCUAGGUCCCAUUUUUAUGAAUAGACGGCACUGACUCCGAUAUACUUAACUUAUUUGAUUUAAAUAAUGAAUAUAAAAUAUAAGCAACUCGGCAAGCAUUUUUGAAUGCGAGUAAAUAUUUGAACUAGAUAAGAGUGCGACAAAGCCAAUUAAUACACUAUAAUUAAUAUGCAACUGACUAAUUGUUAAAUAUUCCAGAGGCACUGGUAAUGAAAUUAGACUCUAGUGUGAGUAGUGAUACGCUAAUUGAAAAUACUGCCGGUCGUGCGUUGUGAUAGAUUUUUAUAAAAAAUAUUAAUGGUUUUGUAAAAUUAUUUUAUAGUAAUUACACAUUUCGUUUAAUUUUUUAUGUCGAACUUGUAAAAUAAUGUAUUAUCUCCGCAAACCAGCAUCCACUCUUUCAAUUCCUGGCUCGAUGAAAACACCUUCUAUAGCGAAUCGGGAACAGAACUCAUCGGGAUGCAACGAAGAAGCAGCCGAGGCACUUGUGGGUAUCCACUCCGAUUACCCAAGGUAUGAAAUGUAUAUGGAGGAACGAGCGCUUACUGGCGGUAAUACAUCCAGAAAGCCGUCAACGAUUUCAGCAAAGCACAAACCUAAUGUUGGAUAUAGACUUGGUAAAAGAAAAGCUCUAUUUGAGAAAAGGAAACGCAUUAGUGAUUAUGCAUUGGUAAUGGGCAUGUUCGGUAUAAUCGUUAUGGUGAUUGAAAAUGAAUUAAGCAGUGCUGGUGUUUAUACAAAGGCUUCGUUUUACUCGACGGCGUUAAAAACGUUAAUAUCUGUUUCGACUGUGAUUCUUUUAGGUCUUAUUAUAGCUUACCAUGCUUUGGAAGUGCAGGUGAGAUUGUUCAUGAUAGAUAAUUGUGCUGACGAUUGGCGGAUCGCAAUGACAUGGCAACGAAUUAGUCAGAUAAGUUUAGAACUUUUUAUAUGUGCAAUUCAUCCGAUUCCUGGUGAAUAUUAUUUCCAAUGGACUACAAAAUUGGCAAAUAAAAAUAAAACUAUGGGCACCGAAACAGUACCCUAUGAUGUGGCGUUAUCAUUACCCAUGUUCCUUCGGCUAUAUUUAAUAUGUCGGGUUAUGCUUCUUCAUUCGAAAUUAUUUACAGACGCAUCGUCGCGGAGUAUAGGAGCCCUCAACAGAAUUAACUUCAAUACCAGAUUUGUUUUAAAGACUUUAAUGACAAUAUGUCCUGGAACGGUGCUACUCGUUUUCAUGGUAUCCUUAUGGAUUAUUGCUUCAUGGACUUUGCGACAGUGUGAAAGGUUUCAUGACGAAGAACAUGCAAAUCUUUUGAAUGCAAUGUGGCUGAUAGCAAUAACAUUUUUAAGUGUUGGUUUCGGUGAUAUUGUACCAAAUACGUACUGUGGACGUGGCAUUGCCGUCAGUACAGGAAUAAUGGGUGCCGGUUGCACAGCUUUGCUUGUGGCGGUCGUAUCAAGGAAGUUGGAGCUCACCCGGGCUGAAAAGCAUGUUCAUAACUUUAUGAUGGAUACACAACUAACGAAAAGGCUGAAAAAUGCAGCGGCAAAUGUUCUUCGUGAAACUUGGCUCAUUUACAAACAUACAAGACUAGUAAAACGGGUUAAUCCCGGACGUGUAAGAACCCACCAAAGAAAGUUCCUUCUAGCUAUAUACGCGUUACGAAAGGUUAAAAUGGAUCAACGAAAACUAAUGGAUAACGCAAAUACAAUAACAGAUAUGGCGAAGACUCAAAACACGGUCUACGAAAUUAUUUCGGAUAUGUCGAGUCGUCAAGAUUCUAUUGAAGAGCGACUUACAAAUUUAGAGGAUAAAUUGCAGACAUUGCAGGAUCAUUUAGAGAGCUUACCAGAUAUAAUGUCUCGUUGUCUAACUCAACAUCAAGAAAGAAUAGAACAACGGAAGAAUUUUCUACAUCCAGAUGCAGCAGUUACUUCAGUGCAGGCUUCGCCACAGUCCUUGUUCAACGCAUCCCCGAUGUUAUUUCCCCACUCAAGAAGUGUUCCCUCAUCCAAUAAUGUUGCUGCAACAUACCAUUGGCCAACCAGUCCUAUUUUGCCACCUGUAUCUAGUAGAACUCCACAUUUAGUGCCUGAUACUCACAUGCCAUCGAAUGGAUCUGCCGCAGUUAAUAGCUACGCAUCUUCAAAUAAAUAUGGUAGCUGAAUAGAAGAAAAUGAGUGCUCCACGCCCGUCACCAACAUCGAGAUGCCUAACAUUAGUAUACCACUAUCAUUAGCAUCGCCCAAGUUAAAUAUUGCAAAACCGGAAAAUGGCAUUAGUGGGGUCAAAUACAAUUCCGAUUUGCCGUCAAAUAUCGGCCGAAGAGUACCCAACGCUUUACAUUUCAUUAUGGAGACUACAAUUUCCGAAGACGCCGAAACAAAUAUACAAGAUUCGCCAGAUAGUUCAUCAACAACAACACAGCUAAAAGAAACACACGUAACAUCACCAACCGUAUGCACAAGGGCCGCGACAAUGGCCACCAAUAAAUUCACCAGGAAGAGAGAACGUCUAUAUAAUAGCUAUAGCUUUAUAAGUAGUGGUAAUAGUACUAAUUCUAACGAUUUCAUUUCGAAAAAGGACUGCUUUAAGGCUUCUUCGAAAUGAAAGCGACCUAACGACUUAAGAUAUAACAUAGUUCUAUUAUACACCCAUAUGUACAUAUAUACACAUCUACCAUUGCGUUAUAAAUACUAAUAUUAUUUAUAAUCUAUUAUGGUCGGUCAACAAAAAUAAUAUAAGAAACAUAUAACAUGCAUAUAUAAAUUACAUAUAUGGUUAUACCAAGAUAUCUAUAUAUAUAUAUAUAUAUAUAUAUAUGUAUAUAUAUAUAUAAUUUUAACACCUUUUUUUGUUUUUCCACACUAUAUACAUACAAAUAGUUAGCUAUCUAGUACAUAUAUGUACAUAUUCAUCAAUUAAAGAAAAGUUGCAAAGAAAGUGCGAUAUGAAACGAUUUAACUAAACGAAUAAUCCACUUUUAUUGUGGAAGUUUGAUCCAAAACUUCCUUCACGCAGAAAACAUUUUGCAUAAUGAAGUUUUGGGGAAAAAUACAACAACGAAAACAUAGCAAAAGAUUAUUUGGUGUCCAAAAUAUAAAAAAAACAAUACAACAUACAUAUAGUGGAACUCGAAUCACCAUAAUCCACAAAAAAACUUCGAGUUAAAGAGACUUCGAGUUAUAUAUUUUCAUUAAAACAUAUAAAUUUUCAAAAAGCUGUAAAAUAUAGAUUUAUGCUUAUUUAGUUACUCCGAAAAAAUGUUUAUGGACAUACGAUAAAAGACGUUUUCUGAAAUUUUGUUUGUUGUAUUUUGCUAUUGUUUGGCUCUUGACGUCUGUAUCCCAUGCCUUGUGUUAGAUGAUUUAUGCAAUCCAUAAGUGUAAUAUUAUAUUUUUUUUUCGCCUCCGUACCAUAUAGAAGGACUCUUUUAAAAUUCUGCCUCGAUAGUAAAAUUUUAAAUUUUGUAUUAUACCCUGGUCAAAAAGUUCGACUUAUGGGAGGAAAUUUUUAUCAAAUUUGAAUUCUAUUGCCAAUUCUAGAGUUGGAGUUAUGGAGAACUUCGAGUUAAGGAAGUUUGAGUUAUGGAAAAACAUUUGUAUGAUAUUUGAUUUCUAAACGCUAUUGUCAAUUCAAAAGUUCUAGUUAUGAAGAUCUUCGAGUUAUGGAAGUUCCACUGUAUAUGUAUCUUAUUAUUUAAAAAAUUAACUUUAAAUAUUAUUUGAAAAAAUGUAAUAAAAAUAUAAUUUGUGAAUAUGUGCAUAUAUAAGCAAGCAUAGUAUGUAGUGGUGUAGUAAAACCAUGUGAGACAACUAAAACCCUUGAAUUGUACAUACACAGAGACUAGGCAUAGCAUAUCUUAGUAAACUAAACAUUUGUUUCAGACAGAAAUUUUAAUAUUCUUUUAUUUCGUUAGAUUCCAAUGAGCCAUAUUCUUAUUAAUCCAUUAAUUUAAUAGUAAAUCUCAAUGUCAAAAAAAUAAAGCGAAGAAUGUAAUUCUCAUGAAUUCUUUUCUCGACCAUAAGGAAGAAAAUGUGAAGAACACAUAACAACGCGUAGUAGUUAACGCACCCUAAUUUUAACGAUCGACUAAUUUUGUUUAUAUUAAAUAGUUGUCUUUUGUUUAUUACUCAAGUGAAGUGUCUAUAUUAGUUACAAUAAAAAACCUAAUUUAUUGAAUGCAUUAACAUAUUAUAUUUGCGCUCUUAUCUUAUCUGCUCUCUUAUCAAAAAGUGUAAAUACAAAAACAAUAUAAAGUUUUCGUGUUGUAUUGGAUACAAGAGGGUAUGUCAUUAAUGUAGUAUAGCCGCUAUCUUCAACGCUAUCAAAUUAUGCUUAACAUAUUGUAGACCGGUUUCCCAAUUGUGAAUAGCUCAAAAGACAAAUUACUGUCAAAAAUGGCAAUAGACAUAUUUUUUUAAUUUAUUUUAAUUUGAAAUAAAUUAAAAUUGUAAAAAUAAUCUUCAGGUAUGCUCGCUGUUCGAAACCAAGGACGUUUUAUUCUACAUAUUAAAGUGUAUAUCCACCAAAGUAGAUAUGUGGCCAAUUAAGACAGAAUGUAGAAAUGAUUUUUAAUGUAAUCCCAGUUUGUUUGAAUAAUUAAUGAAAUAUAAAAAAACAACCAACAAUAAAUUAUAAUUAAGAAUUGUAUGGGCAACGCAAGAAGACACAUCAAAUGAAAUGUAAUGAAAUCCCCAUAAGUUUUCCUAAUGCGGCUCUCAAUAAGCGAAAGCAAACAACUGCUAAAGUUCAGCUAAUAAUGGUCAUAUAAAUAUGUACAUUUUGAUUACCUUGCCUUGAAUUACUUUCCGCACAUGAAAUUUCACAAUUAAUAGAACUAUAUAGUAUAUGAGUUAAUUUCUUAAGUGUAUUAAAAAAAAACAUAAAAUUACAGAUUACGAGAAUCGUUAAAACGGUAUAGUCUAUACACAUACAUACAAACAUUACAAUUAUUACAGAAGUACUAGUUUGUAAAUAGUAAUUAGAGUUGACAUGUCACUACUGGAGCUGUAAAUUUUAUAACUGUUUUAUUCGGUUCCAUUUACACAAAAACCAAUAUGUAUUGACAGGUGUCCAAGUCAAAUAAGAAAAACCUCUUAACAUUUGUAUGUAGUUCUUAGUAAACAUUAUUUAUUGUACAAUAUGUAAGUACUAAAUGAAAUGAAUGAUUGUUAUAAUGAUAGUGCGAGUGAAUUCUGAACGAUUUUAUUCGUGUGAUUUUGUAGACAAAAUAUUUAAAUACAGUUUUACCUUUUUAAGAUAAAAGGAAAAAAGACUUAUAUAAGUAAUUACAAAACAUUUAGAUAAACAAAAUGUAUUAACUCUAAUAAAAAUGAUUCCAUAAUAUGCAAUUCAUUUGCCUGUCAAACUAAAUUUGCAUUUGCGCAAGUAUUUUUUGGCAAUAAACAAGAAGAAACAAAUGUUUAAUGUUUCCGAAACAAUGUACAUAUGUAUGAAUGUGCACUCAAAUGCUCGAUUCACUGCAAAAAUUGUAUUUUCUCUCUUUAUUUUGAUAUUGAAUAGAUAGCCUAGCCCCCAGUAUUUGCCAUUUCUGGAAUAACUUCACAGCGUCACUACAAAUAUUUAAGGUCACAUUUGGAGACAUACUGUGGAAGCUACAAAUACUUAUUCACAACUAAUAUUUACGUCAUAUAUUCUUCGCGAUUUCCUCCUGGGUGCAGCUAAAUGUAAUUUGUCUAUAACAUAAAGUAAAUUGUUGAUCACAAAUAUAAGCAUUAGUUAAACCAAUUUUUCAAAGAACUCUAAGACCAAAAAGCCAGUCCAAAGAAUACAAUUAUUCGACAAUUGCGUAAACACAUACCUUAUAUGUCAUUACUGAGCGUAAAUAACUCAAACGAUUUUAGUUUAGAUUUAAAAACUUAUUAUUCUUUCAUGAUAUAUCCUAAAUUGAAAUAAGUCAACGAAGCUGCCACUGAACGCAUCUGGAAAAAUGCAAAUGAAAUAAAAUUUUAAAUGUUGUUUGGCAUUGAAAAUGUAUCUAAAAUAAUUUCCGAUAUUUUCAUCAUAUUUUCGUUUACACCCAUAUUAAUUCUGACGGUUUCAUUCAAACAACUAUUUUCAACAAUGGAUACCGAAUUUGUACAUAUUUUAGUAUUGCUGAAAAAUAUUGCUAUAAUAAGGAUUUGUUCAGUGAUCGCAAAACCACUUAUCAGUUGGUCUUAGAAGUUUAGUAGUGGGUUUUAGGUUGAGCUGGGUCAAACAUCUUGAAUACGUCUACAAUACAUAGCAUUAAUGCAUUUACAUAUGUAUGUAUGUAAAAUAUCUAAUCAAUGUAGAAAGCAUUAAUAUGAUAAAAUCUUUACUAUUAUGAUUUCUAUUUGAAAGCAUUUCGAUCGAAAUCGUACUACAUGCAAAUGUUAUACUAUUAUUACACCCGUCGAAUCACACUCGUUAAAUCAUUGAAAUGCAUACAUGCGGGUAUGUAUAUUCGGAAAGUAAAUGACAAACAAUUAAAUUUAAUUAAUCAAGACUGCGGCUAAAAAAGCUUUAUCAACCAUUAACGUAAAUAAUACUCAAUACCAGCUUUAAACUCUUAUGAGUACUAAUGUCUGGGUUUCAAAAAUGUUGAAUACCUAAAAACAUGUUUACCAAAUAGUCAAACCCCGUACUCGGUCAAAUAUCCAGAAAAAACCUGAGUCGAAUUUACUGCAUUUUAUUAUAAAAACUUUUAUAAAAAUACUUAAGAUUGUUAAAGUAAUUAAUUAAACAUAUUUAUUCGAAGCACUUGGUUCGCUAAGAAAGCUUGUAUUCUACGCAAAAGUAUCAAUAGAAUAGAAUAUUUUAAUAUUUAUUUGAUCUAAAAAUUAUAAUUUUUAAACAAUUAUAUUGGUCGGUUUUUUUAACUGUAAAAUCGUAUUUAUCUUCACAGUUUGAGAGAUUUCACAAGCCAACAAAUAUUUGUUUCGGCUGUUCAUAAGCUAAUGAACGAUGGUUCACAGAUCUCAAAACUAACAUUGAUUUCCAAUUGUACCCAUAUGUAAUAUCUUGCUUAAAUCACUGGUUAUUCUUAUGUGAAUUUACAUAUUUUAUGGGAAAACUUGCUUCUGUUAUUUAGUUGUAUUGACAAUUGAGAUGGAUGAUUUUAACUUAAUUAUUUCCCAAUUUUUUAUUUAAUUAUUUCAGUUGGAACUCGAAUCCAAAUUCAUUAAAACCAAAAUAUAAAGCCAAAUCGCACUGCUUCUAAGUUACAAAAGAAACUUUUUUUAGUUACAAAAAUCAAAACUCACUGAAUAUAUUUAGAGUAUAAUAAAAAACUCAAUAAACAUACAUAUGUAUAUGGACGGUAAAACAACUGGAACAUCAUCUAAGCAUCCUAGUGCAUAAUAAUAGUAGUACUACUUACUGUAAUCUAGAUGUUAAUUUCCAAUUAUGUAUGUUUUAUCAUAAAAUAUGAACGUAAACGAGGAUUAGUGCUGUAGCACUCAGUGAAUUUGGUUUGUUUUGUUCUUAAUAAAGUUAUUAGUCUUAGUUAUGCCAAGAUUCCCACUUAGAUGCAUAAUAUUUGUGAUAACAUAACUGCAAAAUAAGUCAUACAAUCCCUUUCUUUUAUUUAUUACUCAAAGAAACCACAAAAUUUGCACAUUAGGGAUGGCAAUCAACUUAGCAAAGUGGAGUGGAGUGUGUCCAUAACACCUUUUUUUACAAAAACAAUAAAUUCGAUUUUCAACAUACAUAUAUGUUUAAUACAAAUUAAGGACAAAUAAACCUUUAGGUAAGAGGAUCUGUAAACUAAACAGGUUCCCCAAUUACUGAUAAACCGAUUGUAAUUUUUCUUUAAGUACCCGCUACCAAAUUAUAUUUAGAUAUAUUGUAGUAAAUCAUUAAAUUGAACUUAGCUAAACUAAACCAAAAUGUAGACAAAAUAAAUUUAUUAAGAUAUACACGAAAAGGACUUGAAGAGUGCAACCUAUAUAAUUCUGCAAAUUAAACGAAGAAACUAAACAAAGAUUGUUAAAACAUGGUUAAAUAAACUAAAACGUAAUUAAUACAAAAGCUAAAUGUUGAAAAUAAACUAAUGUAAUUAAUUAAUAAACAAUAUUGUUACUCUAUAUUAGGUAAAAGUGUUUUGCAAAAGCUUUAAUAUUUAGGGUGCCUACAUUUGCUAAAAAUUAGGAUUUUACGAAAACAAAACUUUUAAAGUAUAAGAAUAUAUUACAUAAGUAUGAGAAAACAAAUCAAAAAUCAUAUGCAUUCUAUUAGUUUCAGAACCAUUUUCGUCAACCAUUUUAUUACUUAUACAAACUACAUACAUAUGACAGACAAACCAGACCACAAUUGCCGAUUUUCAUGAACAAGAGUUAUUAAGUACAUUUUUUUUGCGUUUUUAUAGAAGAUUAUUCUGCUGAGCGGAACUGAUACACUUGCAUUUUUGUUAUUUUAUACGCUUUCUACGCUCAAUCGUCUUUUUAUAUCGUUAAUUACUACACAAAUUAUUUUUGUAUAAAAAAAAAAAGUAU